Onychostoma macrolepis is the source of this 1807-nucleotide messenger RNA. RefSeq lists its product as uncharacterized. Bases 384 to 1517 code for a protein of 377 amino acids. The transcript has 11 exons. Gene Ontology annotation, molecular function: phosphatidylinositol bisphosphate binding; GTPase activator activity. The record is from RefSeq and is a predicted model, not a curated record. Gene Ontology annotation, biological process: positive regulation of GTPase activity. Gene Ontology annotation, cellular component: plasma membrane; intracellular membrane-bounded organelle. NCBI's taxonomy places the organism in Eukaryota, Metazoa, Chordata, Actinopteri, Cypriniformes, Cyprinidae.
UUGGUCUUCCUGGGGGUUAAUAUUCAUAAUUAUAUAAUUCGUUUAUGUGUGCAUAAUCUUGACACACAAUCAAGUUGGUGUAGGUUAUGUGUACAGUACAUUUGUGUUAUUUUUAUGUAAAUUCUGCCUUAUAAUCUGUGUAGUGUGUAAAUAAUCGAUGUUUAGUCUGUGAGUUUUUAUAAUGUAUGUGAUGUGAUGGCGCUCUGGAGCACACACACACACACACAUACUCAUACUGUGGCGUUUCUGAUGCGGAACAACAAGUCUGAACAAACUCUGCUGCUCCACUUCCGAAUGUUUGAAACACCUCCAUCAGCCCAGCGCCUCCUCCCGCUCCUCCCGCUCCUCCCGAGGAGACACCGAUCCGCCGCUCCACCGGACCGAUGACGGACAACGAGCGAGCCGCCAGAACCCUCAAAACCGUUCUGCAGAAACCGGGGAACGGCAGCUGCGCGGACUGCGGCACCGACAAUCCGGAAUGGGGCUCCUGUUCUCUAGGAGUCUUCGUCUGUCUGGACUGCUCCGGGGUCCAUCGCAGUAUUCCCAACCUCGGAAAAGUCAGAUCGCUCCUACUGUCACGCUGGGAGGAUUCAGAAGUUCAGUUCAUGUCUGAACGAGGGAAUGAUGCCAUGAAUGCCGUGUAUGAAGCUGCACUUCCUGUUUAUUACUACAAACCCACACACAGAGACUGCCAGGUGCUGAAGGAGCAGUGGAUUCGAGCAAAGUAUGAGAGGCAGGAGUUCAUGGAGAAUGGCAAGAAGCUGGUCUAUGAGGACGAGGCGAGAGAUGGCAUGCUAAUGAAGAGGGGGCGGGACAACGGACAGUUCCUCAACAGACGAUUUGUCCUGUCGCAGAGGGACGGCACACUAAAGUACUACACUAAACUAGACGCUAAGGAACCCAAAGCUGUUAUAAAGGUGGACAGCAUCAACGCUUGCUUCCAGCCGGAUAAGAUCGGAAACCCCAACGGCCUGCAGAUCACCUACCUGAAAGACAACAUCACACGAAACAUCUUCAUCUACCACGACAGCAGCAGGGAGGUGGUGGAGUGGUUUAACUCCAUCCGGGCGGCGCAGCUGCAUUAUCUGAAGGUGGCGUUCCCUGGAGCCACGGACGCUGAGCUGAAGCCCAAACUGACUCGCAGCUUCCUCAAAGAGGGAUACAUGGAGAAAACCGGUCCUCGGCAAACAGAAGGCUUUAAGAAGCGCUGGUUCACGCUGGAUCACCGGCGGCUCAUGUACUUCAAAGAUCCUCUGGAUGCGUUUGCUAAAGGCGAGGUGUUCCUGGGACACAGAGAUCACGGAUACCGCGUCACGAUCGGACUCCCCGCCGGAACCCACUACAACGGGCCGUGGCAGUACGCCAUCACCAUAGAAACGCCCGACCGCAGCUUCCUGUUCACCUGUGAAACAGAUACGGAUCAAAAGGAGUGGAUGAGCCAUUUCAAUACAAUCCUCAGCACUCCCAUGAGCCCACAGGAGUACACGGUGGAGGCCUACUUCAAACACAAACACUGAUGGACCAUGGAACCCUCGGCGUGACCUCUAACCUUUCACCUGUGUCCUCUGCAGCUGACCCGCCACGGAUCUCACAGCACGUGCCUCGGAUGUUUGUGUUUUACACUAAGUAUUUGUUUGUAAACUGUUCUAUUAUUCUGUGUCAUUAAAUCUAGAAAUUCUGAGUAUUUUGUCCCCAUAACUUUAUGUUUGCAUGUCUGCAUUUCCCACAAACUGUUUGCUACCAAAUCUUGUUUUUUGUUUUUUUAUUGUUUUUUUUUAAUCUGAUUUUUUUUUUAAAGAUUAAAGGC